Molecule: messenger RNA, 1852 nt
Organism: Echinops telfairi (small Madagascar hedgehog)
Lineage: Eukaryota; Metazoa; Chordata; Mammalia; Afrosoricida; Tenrecidae
Gene: NXPH3
Product: neurexophilin 3
Exons: 2
Coding region: 1-891 (296 amino acids)
Molecular function (GO): signaling receptor binding
Source: RefSeq, a predicted model, not a curated record
AUGUGUGGGAAGUGGCAAGGCGAGAACUCUUAUUUGCUGCACUCCUACCACUGCCCGCCAGCCCUGGGCUCCGCUGUGUUUGCGCAUGGUCUCAUCUCAGCCUCCCCACAGCAGAUCGGGACACUGGCAUCAGAGAGCCGCCGCCACCUGUCCAAGGGCUCACUCUUCUCUCCAUUCCUUCCACAGGUCAUCUGUGGCCAGGAUGAUGGUCCCCCUGGCUCAGAGGACUCUGAGCGUGAUGACCCCGAGAGUCAUCCCCGGCCCCGGGUGCCUAGGAAGCGGGGCCACCUCUCACCUAAGGCCCGCCCUCUGGCCAACUCCACCCUCCUGGGGCUGCUGGCUCCACCUGGGGAGGCAUGGGGAGUCCUGGGGCAGCCCCCCAAUCGCCCGAACCAUAGCCCCCCGCCCUCAGCCAAAGUGAAGAAAAUCUUUGGCUGGGGAGACUUCUACUCCAAUAUCAAGACCGUAGCCCUCAACCUGCUGGUCACAGGGAAGAUCGUGGACCAUGGCAACGGGACCUUCAGCGUCUACUUCCGACACAACGCCACGGGCCAGGGCAACAUCUCCAUCAGUCUGGUGCCCCCAAGCAAGGCCGUGGAGUUCCACCAGGAGCAGCAGAUCUUCAUCGAAGCCAAGGCCUCCAAGAUCUUCAACUGCCGGAUGGAGUGGGAGAAGGUGGAGCGGGGCCGCUGGACCUCUCUCUGUACCCACGACCCAGCCAAGAUCUGCUCUCGCGAUCACGCCCAGAGCUCCGCUACCUGGAGCUGUUCCCAGCCCUUCAAAGUCGUCUGCGUCUAUAUUGCCUUCUACAGCACAGACUAUCGGCUGGUGCAGAAGGUGUGCCCAGAUUACAACUACCACAGCAACACCCCCUACUAUCCUUCUGGGUGACACCGGGCAGGUCACCGAGGCCAGGCCAGGGCUGGAGGGCGGGCCUGCCCAGAUAGGGGGCCAUCUAGGUGGAAACUGGGCAGGGAGGGGGGUGGAGAGGAGAAGCUGCCGAGUGGAUCCAGGGCCAAGUCUCAAGUGGCAGAGAAAGGGCCCCACACGCUGGUCCCAGCCUGAGGUUGUGGAGCAUCUACAGCAGAGGUGCUGCCUUCUGGAUCUUUCCACGUGGAAGGACAGGAAGUGCUGGUCCCAGGAGGUCCCAGGGGCAAGAAGACCAGCGUAGGCAUGGCAAGGCACCUAGCACUUGGGCUCCCUCCCUGCCAUCCUGAGAAAGGACAGCCCCCCAGAAAAAGGGACAACUAAGAAUGGCUGAGACUGGGGUUCCGGAGAGUCAGGGGUGAGCUGGGGGCAGGAAGCACUCUCUAGCCCAGUCCACAUGGUGACCCUUGGGGUCUUUGAUGUCUUAACAAAUAGAACACCUGCCUCCGGCCACCUCACCCUUCUCCCAAACUCCUUCUUCUGCCAGUGCUCCCCAACUUCACACAGCCUCUGUCCCUGAGCUGAGACAGGGCAGCUGUGGUCCUCCCAGCCCCAGUGGCCAUAGGUGGGAGCCCCUAGGGGUGCCUUGUGUCCCUCCCAGACUCCACCCCCUGCUAGCUCCUCUGGAAAUUCCUUGACCCAGAGUGGUCCCUCCAUAGUCAGCCUUGCCUAUCACACUGGGGGCUCCCCCAGAACUGGGCUGUGGCUUCCUCUCCCCCCAUGGGGCCCUCAGCAGCUUGGGGCUGGGUGAGCUGGACUGUGGGAAGGUACUGGAUCUGUUGUAGUGUCUGUCUGUCUGGGCAGGGGGGUGGGGGGAGGUACGUCUUGUGAUGUUGCCUUGCUUGCCGACUUCUGUUUGCAGACUCUUGUUCUGGGAGCAAGUAAUAAAGCUCUGGUGGGGCACUGCAGUCCCAGCCGUCCAGGA